AUGGCUGCGAUGCCGUCGUCUGCGUGCGCUGCGCAGGUGGUCGCUGUACGCACCUUGUACAGCGACAAGGUGCAGGACCACUACAAGAACCCGCGCAACGUGGGCAAGCUGGACAAGAACGACCCGAACGUGGGUACCGGGCUGCGCGGCGCACCGGAGUGUGGCGACAUGACGCAAAUGCAGGUGAAGGUAAAUCCAGAUACUCUUGUGAUCGAGGACGUCAAGUUCAAGGCGUUCGGCUGCGGGAGCGCGAUAGCUGCGUCGUCGUACGCGUCGCAGGCGAUCCGCGGCAAGACUGUUGCGGACGCGCUGAAGCUGACGAACAAAGAGAUUGCGCAUGAGCUAUCUCUGCCGCCGGUAAAGCUGCACUGCUCCAUGUUGGCGGAGGAGACGAUCCACGCGGCGGUGGAGAAUUACCUGUCGAAGAACCCGACGCUGAAGAGCAAGGUGUCGAAGCGGAAGGAGAACGAGGCCAAACAGGAGUGA
Molecule: messenger RNA, 486 nt
Organism: Leishmania mexicana MHOM/GT/2001/U1103
Lineage: Eukaryota; Euglenozoa; Kinetoplastea; Trypanosomatida; Trypanosomatidae
Product: putative iron-sulfur cluster assembly protein
Exons: 1
Coding region: 1-486 (161 amino acids)
Biological process (GO): iron-sulfur cluster assembly; intracellular iron ion homeostasis
Cellular component (GO): cytoplasm; mitochondrial matrix
Molecular function (GO): 2 iron, 2 sulfur cluster binding; ferrous iron binding
Source: RefSeq, a predicted model, not a curated record